GUACCAUAAGAUGCUGCUGUAUGUGUGGUGUGUUUUUUUUACUGUUUAUCAAUUUCAACCCACCUGAAAAAGUUGCACACAUAAUUGAGGUUGUCUACUUAAAGACACAGAUCAGGGGUUCAGUUUCCUCACUGAUCCCAUCCUCAAUAUUGUGCCACUAUCUAUACAUUUUCUUUCAAAGUGAGUGUACUGUGUGUGAUGGAUCCACCAGCAUUAGUCAAAACUUUUAAGUAUAACAAUCCAUCAUCACAGCAAACCAUGUUUAGUAGUGUGCAAGAACCUCAUUGCAGAUCCUCCUACCCACAACAGAGUAAUAACAAUUCAGGUUUUGAAGAUUUAUCAUUCUCAUCCUAUGUGAAAGCCAAAGACCCCUCACAGAAACCACAGGGAAACGACACGAAUUGCACAAAUGAUGAUGCGGAAAUAAGCAUUUUCGAUGCGCAAAAGUAUUUCAGCGAAAAUAGCGAUCCGAAAGAUGGCAAGAGACAGGAUCAGAUGAUACCUCAUGAUCAUACGCUGUCGCUCCCAAGAUUGUCGUCAGUUUCAUCGGUUGAUGGAUAUGGACGGAAUUUCCGAACAAGAUCUUUCCAUGCGACGCCGACAGCUUCCUCCGAGGCGAGCUGGAACUCCCAAACAGGCCUCCUGGCGAAUCCUCCAGGUUCGAUUGGAGUUUCCGUUAGGAAUCUCAAUCUCCCCUCUGGAGACAUCAAGAGGAGAGGCUCUCCUGCAAGAAAAUGGAAUUUCGGGCGCAAGUGUUGCUGCACUGGCAAGAAAUCUGUUCAGAUCAAGGAAAUAGCUUCGGACUCCGACCAUGGCGGACCUGUCCUGAUCAACAAUGAGAACUGCAACAAAAGUGUUAAAUCCAGCUAUUUUUACACAAAAAGUGACACCAGCAGAACGAUAAUGACUCCAACGAAUUUGUCGAGAAGAAGUACUUCAAUUACCAACUGCGUCCUGGAAAUCCACCAACACAAAGCUAUGGCUAUGCCGCCAAAUCCUGUUAGGCUCUCGCCUGAGAACAGUUUUCAAACCCCUGAUUCGCCCCAACGCCAGCAACGUGUAUCUGCUUCUGGAGGAUUUUCGUUUCCGAUCCUGAACCCUAAUUCCCAAACCACCAAGCGGGUGAUCAUGGCGAAACCUGUAAUUAAUCCCCUGGAAGAUCCGCCUCGUGACUCUCUGGAAGUUUUCCAGCCGAUGCACGACCACCCGUCGAGGCCUCCAUCGCUCGACAAUCCAAUGGCGCGAGAUGAGGAUAUUUGCAGCGACGCGAGCUCAGACCUUUUCGAAAUCGAGAGCUUCUCGACGCAAACGACGUCGUAUCCUCCACUGUACCGCCGGCGCGAUUCCUUAGACGAAGCCUCAACUUUCAAUCCUAGAAGAUUCGCCACCGCCAAUGGCCUCAACCUAAACUCCAUAACCAACUCUAGAAGAAGCCUCGACGAGCCGCCGACGCCGAGCGUGGCGGCGACGGAGUGUUACGCCCCGAGCGAGGUCAGCAUCGACUGGAGCGUCACCACCGCCGAGGGAUUCGACAAAGCCAGUGUCUCGAAUUUCUCCCUCUCCGCCUCCGAAUUCGGGACGGCGGCGCUGUUCCGGCGCCGGAAUCACGACGACUCGCAGGGAGUCGACGGAGGGAAGAAGAAAUCCAACGGCGGUGGAGGUGGAGGUCUUCUGCUGAUGAGCUGUCGGCACGAGAAGGCGGUGAGCGUGGGGCCGCAGCCGGUGAAAUUCACGCCGUCGGAAGGCCCACUGCAAGUGGGGAGUAGGCCACCGCGCGCCACCAAGCCGCCGAUGGGGAGCUCUCACGCGGCGCGCCUGUCCCUCGCUUUUGCGGCAUGAAGAAUUUGGGAUGUUCCUGAAUCUGCAGCACCUGUCAAGCUCAAAGCAUUUCUUGGAAUUUCAGUGACAAAGCUUCUUCUGUGUGAUAAAGACUCUUCCAUUAAAGAUUUCUAAAAGAA
Andrographis paniculata is the source of this 1958-nucleotide messenger RNA. Its product is annotated as protein PHYTOCHROME KINASE SUBSTRATE 4-like. Bases 199 to 1839 code for a protein of 546 amino acids. The record is from RefSeq and is a predicted model, not a curated record. Gene Ontology annotation, biological process: phototropism. The transcript has a single exon. NCBI's taxonomy places the organism in Eukaryota, Viridiplantae, Streptophyta, Magnoliopsida, Lamiales, Acanthaceae.